Salvia hispanica is the source of this 1448-nucleotide messenger RNA. It is a transcript of the gene NDT2, whose product is annotated as NAD+ transporter 2. The record is from RefSeq and is a predicted model, not a curated record. Gene Ontology annotation, biological process: transmembrane transport; nucleotide transport. NCBI's taxonomy places the organism in Eukaryota, Viridiplantae, Streptophyta, Magnoliopsida, Lamiales, Lamiaceae.
UUUGUUUCCCAAAAAGUUUUACAACUCAACGGAUCCCAUUCCUGUUUCGCGUUUAAUCAACUGCAGAAGAGAGAAAUUCCCUAAGAAGAAACACACAGAUUGCUUUCACUCAAAACCCGCUCUAUUUUGGACAGAACACACAGACCAAUUCCACUCAACUCGACUGUCACUGUCAACCAAUCACACACACAUAUCGACAUGUAUGCAUAUUUGUAGCUAAAGGUGGAAUUUCGUGAAGAUCUGUUGAAUACUACUCCUUGUCUCAAUUUUUGUUUGAGGGAUCGUCGGAGCAAACCUUAGAAAAUGGUCGCCGCCGCGCCGUGCGACCACCGGAGCGCGAAAGAGCUCAUCUUCGACGCCGGCGCCGGUGCCUCUGCAGGUGCAAUAGCAGCUACAUUCGUGUGCCCCUUGGACGUGAUAAAGACGAGGUUAGCUAUAUUUGGCCUCCCUGAAAUGCACACUUCUGGUCGCAAUGGUAGUGUGAUUAUUGUGAGCCUGCAAGAUAUUGUUAGAAAGGAAGGUUUGAGAGGACUUUACCGCGGCCUAACGCCAACUUUGACCGCAUUGCUUCCGAAUUGGGCAGUAUACUUUACAGUUUAUGAGCAUCUCAAAGAACUACUACAUACAUACGAGGGAAGCACCAAGAGCGACCAGCUUUCAAUUGGUUCAAACAUGGUAGCUGCUGUGGGAGCAGGUGCUGCAACAUCUGUUGCAACAAAUCCUUUGUGGGUUGUUAAGACACGACUUCAAACGCAAGGACUUAGGCCAGGUGUAGUUCCUUACAAGAAUAUAUUUUCGGCUUUGAGUCGAAUUGCCCAUGAAGAAGGAAUCCGGGGAUGCUACAGUGGUCUUCUGCCUUCGUUGGCUGGAGUGAGUCACGUAGCUAUCCAGUUCCCUGCAUAUGAAAGAACAAAAUUCUACUUGGCCAAACGAGGUAAUAAAAGAGUUAACGAGCUCAACCCCGGGGAACUUGCAAUUGCAUCAUCAUCUUCAAAGGUUGUUGCCUCUUUAUCAACUUAUCCUCAUGAGGUUAUCCGCUCAAGGAUGCAAGAGCAAGGUCAAGUACGGGACUCUCAGCCAAAGUAUUCUGGCGUCGUUGAUUGCAUCAAGAAAGUCUUCAGACAAGAAGGUCUGCCAGGGUUCUAUCGUGGCUGUGGUACAAAUCUCCUGCGAACAAUUCCAUCUGCUGUGAUUACAUUUACCAGUUACGAAAUGAUACAUAGAUUUUUGCUGCAACUAUCUCCUCCAAACCCGAAACCUGAUUCUGGCACCAAGUCUCAGAAGGGAUCGACAAGCCCAGGAGAAAACAUCGCUUUAGACCAAUCUGUAUCUAAUGAUAGAACUCAUCUCAUUCCUUUGGAUAAUACAGAUCAUGAGCUCACUGCUAAGCAUUAGCUCACACCCAUUUUGCUGUCAAUAAAAAGCCACUGCAAGUUUCUCUUGUUGUA